Molecule: messenger RNA, 237 nt
Organism: Lottia gigantea (owl limpet)
Lineage: Eukaryota; Metazoa; Mollusca; Gastropoda; Lottiidae
Exons: 1
Source: RefSeq, a predicted model, not a curated record
UCUCACACAAACACACUAUCAAGGCCAAAUAUCUCACAUAAACACACCAUUAAGGCCAAAUAUCUCACACAAACACACUAUCAAGGCCAAAUAUCUCACACAAACACACUAUCAAGGCCAAAUAUCUCACAUAAACCCACCAUUAAGGCCAAAUAUCUCACACAAACACUAUUAAGGCCAAAUAUCUCACACAAACACACUAUUAAGGCCAAAUAUCUCACACAAACACACUAUUAA